Messenger RNA from Pectinophora gossypiella (pink bollworm), 1155 nucleotides. RefSeq lists its product as uncharacterized. Bases 1 to 1155 code for a protein of 384 amino acids. The transcript has a single exon. The record is from RefSeq and is a predicted model, not a curated record. Gene Ontology annotation, molecular function: nucleic acid binding. NCBI's taxonomy places the organism in Eukaryota, Metazoa, Arthropoda, Insecta, Lepidoptera, Gelechiidae. Gene Ontology annotation, biological process: DNA integration.
AUGGGGAUCGUGAAAACAAAGGCGUUGGCCAGGAGCUACGUGUGGUGGCCGGGAGUGGACGAGGCGCUGGAGGCGGCGUGCCGCGCGUGUGCCGUGUGCGCCAGCGUGGCCACCGCGCCGCCUGCGCAUGCGCCCUGUCCGUGGCCCUGGCCUGACCGCCCUUGGUCAAGGUUACAUGUUGACUUCUUAGGUCCAAUCUCAGGCAUGACAUAUUUAAUCGUGGUGGACGCUUGUUCAAAAUGGAUUGUGGCCAUUCAAAUGAAAGGUACUACAGCGGGGGCGGUGACAGCGGAGCUGCGGAAGAUGUGGGCUAGGUUCGGAUUGCCUAAACAAAUUGUUAGUGAUAACGGACCACCCUUUGCAAGUACUGAAUUUGAAACUUUCUUAAAAAAAAAUGGCGUAGAUCAUAUUUUCUCCGCGCCUUACCACCCAGCGUCAAAUGGUGCGGCGGAAAACGCAGUCAAAAUUUGUAAACGCACAAUUAAAAAAGCUCUUAAACAAAAACUUUAUGUUGAAACGGCUUUAAGUAGGUUUUUGAUAGCAUAUAGGAAUACUGAACAUUACACAACGGGGGACAGCCCGGCUAGAAUAUUACUAGGAAGAAGUCUUAGAAUGCGUUUAGAUAAAUUGAAGCCUGAUAGAUCCAGUCGGGCGAGGGAAAUUCAGCGGCGGAGGAGUGAGGCAGACGCGGGGGACGACAGUCGCAGGCACCGCCAGCUCGCGGCGGGCGAGAGUGUGUGGUGCCGCGACUACCGCUCCGCGGACAAGUGGCUCUCGGGUAAGGUCAUAGACAAAUUAGGGAAUACUGAUUACUCCGUCAAAUGCGAUAAUGGACUCGAGGUACAUAGGCAUAUCGACCAAUUAAGGCGUAGGGUGUCUGAUGUAACCUUAGAUAUACGUACACCGCAAAUACCUACCGUUCGACGAUCUAGUUCGUUGAUAAUACCCGUUGAGGAAAAAGACGAACCGGAGGAGGGCCUGGAGGAGCUUGCAGAAUUGACGACACCGGUGUCACCGGCCGCCACGCAGGCGGCAUCGGCUACGACAUUAAGCUCUCAAACACCACCCAGUGUGUCGGAGAACAGGACUUGUGUAAGCCGACCACGAAGAGUGGUUAGGCCUCCUGUUAGAUAUGGUUUUGAUGAUUAUGCUUAA